CCGGGGCGGGCCGGGGCGGGUCCCGGUGACCCGGCGGCAGGUGUCGCUGCCGGCGCUAUAAGAGCGGCCGCGGGCGCCCGCCUGCCCCUGUCCCGACCCGCCGCGCCGCGGUCCGCUGCCCGCCCCUCCCGCACCCGCAGCAUCGGGAGCCCUGAGGACCAUGGUCGCCACCAGCGGAGCCAGCAGCAAGGCCCCGGCAACGGCCACCGGCUUCCACCCAGACACCGACCUCGACGGCUGGGCCUGCGAGGCUCCCGAGCUCGGCGAGGUGCUCUUCCAGGAGGCCACGUGCCGGGGCCUGGCGCGGCUGCUGGAGAACUGCCUGGCCACGUCCAAGCAGAGCCGGCUGGGCUGCUCCCGGGUGCUGGUGCCAGAGACGCUGACGCAGAGGGUCGCGCAGGACGUGCUGCGGCUGGCGGCCGGCGAGCCCUGCGGCCUGCGGGGCUGCGUCCUGCACGUCGGCCUGGAGUCGGGGGACGGCUGCCGGGCGCUGGGCCGCAUCGUGUGCGACGCCAGCGUGGUGCCCACCUUCGAGCUCACGCUGGCCCUCAAGCAGGAGAGCUGCUCCUGGGCCAGCCUCAGGGCCCUCUUCAGCCGCGGCCGCGCCCCCGGGCUCGGGCGGACCCUGGUCCUCAGCUCCGGCUUCCGGCUGGUCAAGAAGAAGCUUUACUCCCUGAUUGAGGCCACGGUCAUCGAGGAGUGCUGAGAGGGACGCACCGUGAAGGACUCGGUGCCGGGGCUCGAGGGCCCGGCCAGCAGACGGUGGCCGUGCUGGCCUGCACCCAUUCUCCAGGUGGCCUCGCUCCUGGGGGGAGCUACCAGAGGAGCCUCACGGGGCUCCCCCGUGCCUUGUCUGUGCGGCGUUGGCUUGGGUGCGUUAGUGAUCCCUUCAGCUGCAGCGUCUUCCCUGGGCGCCUGCCAGGCUCCGGCCCCUGCCUGGAGUUGCAGGGCUUUACCAGAGAGCACCCCAAAGGAGUCCCCCUGCCCUGUGCAAAGCCGCCCGCCCGCCCUCCGCGCCCAGGAGCCAGCAGGGAGCGUCACGGAGCGGCCGUGAGAGCCGCUUCCCAGUCCCUGCGGUAUGUCUGUGAACUGACUCACGCGACGCUGUAAGCCCCAGUUUUCCGCUUUUACGCACUGGACGUUCUUUCGAAACUAGAAAACUGAGGAAACUGAAGGGAUUCUUCAGUCCUUGUGGACGCUCCCUCCCUGAGUCAGAGCGGAAAGCGCGACCUCCCGGCCGGCCCCUCCUCACCGGCCGCCUCUCGCGGCUACUCACGGAAUCCCACAAACCCCCCGACAGCUGCGUUACCUCAGCCCGCCUCUCCGGGGCUGAAGCUUCUCUCCUGGCCAGGGCCUGCCAAGGCUCCCUGCCACUGUCCACCCUGAGACAGGCCCCCGGCCCAAGUGCGCUGGGCAGAGGAGUCGCUCCGGGCGCGGGCCGGAGACUCGGGGCUGGGCCCCAGAGCUGCCCCGUCUGCCUGAGGGGCAGCACAGCCCCCCCACCUUGGUCUUUCCAGCCCUGAGGCCGCGCGAGCAUCCCUCCCGCCCUGAGCCCAGGCUCGGGCAGGCCACGUCCUCCUGGGCCCUCUGAGGCCGGGUGCUCCCGGGGCUGACCCCUGGUCUGGCAGGGAACCCUUCCAGUCAGCAAGUAUCCAGACACCCCCGGCUCUGCCGCGGCUCGGAAAAUUCCACCAAGCUCCUCCUCCCGGGACAGAGCGCAGAGGCGGCUCCGGGCGAAGUCAGAGGGCCGAGGGCGCGGCACAGACGGACAGGCUUCCCCCACGGACCACGCGUUCACGCGGCCUUAGCCGCUCACAGCCAGUGGCCCGUGGGGACUCUGGUGUAUACUCCUGUUGAGGAAAAUGAAGGGCUUGU
Messenger RNA from Sorex araneus (European shrew), 1875 nucleotides. RefSeq names its product DNA damage inducible transcript 4 like (gene DDIT4L). Gene Ontology annotation, cellular component: cytoplasm. The transcript is spliced from 3 exons. The record is from RefSeq and is a predicted model, not a curated record. Gene Ontology annotation, biological process: negative regulation of signal transduction. Lineage: Eukaryota; Metazoa; Chordata; Mammalia; Eulipotyphla; Soricidae. The coding region runs from base 161 to 706 and encodes 181 amino acids.